UCUAAGGGGAGAACCCAUUAACUCAUUUAAGCAAGCGCCUGUGUUUCCCGUGGUGGCGAGGAGUGAGCACAAAUGUGCGAUCGUGAUCGGUCUUUCAGCGAGAGAAGCAUCGCCAGUAGAACUGUCGGCGGUCACCCUUGCAAGUUGGGAUUGUCGAUAGGCUCAUGGUAAAAUUCGGGGUCUGUGGAGGUAGUUUCCGGAAGGGAUCAUUCGAAGCUUCGAAUUCCUUGUUUGGGGGUGGGACUCCCGGGUGGUUCUAUCGUUCUAUUGUCCGAGGCUUGCGAGUGGAAAACGGUGCUAGGGGAUGAUGGCUUGUGUGAGGAGGGUCGUAGACUGCGCACGGCCUAGCCUAGAUGUUCCUUAUCACACUGUUUCGGUUAUUCACAGAGCUUAGAUUUUGUUGAUUGUUCGCAUAUUGGAUUCGGUCUGCUCGUGUUUGUGCGAGUUGUGUCAUAUUGGCUUCGGUUAAGGAUGAGAUGGACACCUACCUCUGGAAUGCGGCCGGAGAUCCACAAUUCCGUUACCGAUUACGAGUAGCUUCGCCGGUGCCUCGUUAUGUAAACCCUGGGGAUUCAAGAAACAUGGCAGAACUAUGAAGCUGUUUUGUGUUACUUUUAGUGGUUUCGCGGCUUAGGUUGUUGUUUUUAGGAGAAUGUUUUCCGCGGAGCCUUGAUUCUAUGAAAGAAGAUGACCUUGUAGGCAGGGAGGAAAUAAAUUAAGUGAGAUUAACGUGAGGAGCUGGUGGGGUUUUUUACUCUAGCCAUGUCGGAUCUCAGUCUGGCUCUGCCGGUGCACGAUACUACCCCAGGAGGGGUUACACCAGCCUCAUUCCAGGAACUCUGUUCUGAUCUUGAAACACUCAUUCAGAUGCCCGAUGAGGAAUACAGUGACCUUAAUAUCAUUGUAGAGGGGGAAUAUGUGCCAGUUCACAGAUGCAUUCUCGCAGCUCGGUGCUCAGGUUUACGGAAGGUGUUGGCAGGGAUAGUACGGAAUGGGAAAUCGAAGUUAGAACUGGAGCUCAACACUAUUACCGAUAAAGGAAAGAUAGGAUACGAAGCUUUUAGGGCUGUGAUGGGCUACGUGUAUGGUGGAAAGAUGGAACCUUGGCCAGUAGUUAUUGCUUGUUAUGAUUCCUCCUGUGCUCAUUUGACAUGUCGCCCAGCUAUCAACCAUGUGCUGGAGAUCCUCUACGCUGCUAUUUUAUUAAAUCUACCUGAAUUGAAUACUCUUGCGCAGCAACAUCUUAUCGAUAAGUUGGGAAAGUUUCAAGUGGAAGAUAUGCUACAUGUGUAUCGAUCAGCUUCUGCCAUUGAAUGCUCUCAGUUGCAGUCGGUGUGCUUAACCACAUUGGCCUCUUCAAAACUUGAUAAUUUGACGGUAGAGAAGGAGUUUUCUGGAGCAGCUCUGGAAGAAGUGAGAAGGAUGCGAAUGGAGCUUGGAAAUGGCAUUUCUCACCUGGCUCCAUUACAGGAAAUGCAAUGCAAACGAAUUCACAGAGCACUGGACUCGGAUGAUGUAGAAUUGGUUCGUCUGUUACUAGAUGAAAAAAAGCUAGAUUUUGAUGGAGCACACGGGCUCCAUUAUGCUGCAGCAUACUGUCAUCCUAGGACUUUGGCUCAUCUGCUGGAAUUGAACCUUGCAGAUCCAAAACUACGCAACGAAAGGGGUAUGACGGUUCUUCACGUGGCUGCUUGGAGGAGGGAGCCACAGGCAAUCGGGAAUCUUCUGGACAAGUCUGCACAGCUGAAAGAUUUAACGCCAGAUAACCUAUCAGCCCUUGACAUCUUAAGACGUCUGUCCAGAAAGUCAAAUGUCGACAGAGAAGAUACUGAAAAGGAACGCCUCUGCAUCACUAUCCUGGAACAGGCAGAAAAGAAACACACUUUGACAGUCCCACAAUCUGCAGCAGCUAUGUUGACCAUGCCAUCUACUGAGAAGGAGCUUACGUCGAUGUUGCUUUAUCUUGAGAAUCGAGUGGCGUUGGGAAGGUUGCUGUAUCCUCGGGAAGCAGAUAUUGUAAUGGGUAUAUCUCAUUUAGAUUCGUACGCUGCAUUCACGGGAGUUCAUAUGAAACCGCCCGGAUCAGGGAUAGCAAGUAGGAGGAGGAAACCGGCUGUGGACCUUAACGAAGAGCCAUCCAAGAGACUCGCAAAUUUGGUUGCUGGUGCCGAAGAUCAAUCUAAGGAAGGUCGGUUGGAAUCUUUACGUCAGAGGUGUGAUGCUCUACGGAAAGCUGUCGAAAUGGGACGCAGAUACUUUCCAUGCUACUCGGCAGUCAUUGACAAGUAUGUUCUGGAUGAUGACUACGUUGAACCUAACGAUGAGGGAAAUAUUGAGGAGAAGCUCAUGAAAAAGAGGCAUCUCGCAGAAUUGAAGGAUAUACUUCAGGAUUCCUUUCCGAAAUCGAAGGUUGAUGAGCACAAAAUGGCAGAGAGGGGAAUGGAAAAGAACAAGAGACCUCGUAUGCAAGAUGGUUCAUCAUCAUCUUCAUCCUCAUCAUCUUCUAGAAGUACGAGCGGCAGCAUGGUGACAAAAAGGUAGUCAAUUGCGCAAAGAGAUUUCAAUCAAGUGGUUUUGCGAAUACCAGAGUGCCUCAUCUUUACCUGAAAACAGUUAAAGGAAUGAAGACGUGAAGUAUCUCGAAAAGAGUCGAAUACUGAUUUUUUGGGACGCUGUACUUUUUUAGAAGCAGUGCAGGGCUCUGCAGUCCUAAUGGUUCUUUCAGGCUUAAGAGUGAGGGGGCAAUAAAUACCUGGUACAUCGAACAAUCAGAAUAGUCGAUUUGGAUUUGUGUAUUCUUGAUCAGUUUUUCAGUGGUAGAAGCAUGUAUAUUUGAUGACGAUUGGUAGUUGUAAAAUAUUAUCAGAAGUGAUUUCCUUUCUCAAGGAGUCGUUGGUUUCAUUUCAAA
This is a messenger RNA of Physcomitrium patens, 2908 nucleotides long. RefSeq names its product regulatory protein NPR4. Lineage: Eukaryota; Viridiplantae; Streptophyta; Bryopsida; Funariales; Funariaceae. The record is from RefSeq and is a predicted model, not a curated record. Gene Ontology annotation, biological process: defense response to bacterium; regulation of jasmonic acid mediated signaling pathway; systemic acquired resistance, salicylic acid mediated signaling pathway. Gene Ontology annotation, molecular function: protein binding. Gene Ontology annotation, cellular component: nucleus.